Funneliformis geosporum is the source of this 735-nucleotide messenger RNA. The record is from the annotation of a GenBank genome assembly. NCBI's taxonomy places the organism in Eukaryota, Fungi, Glomeromycota, Glomeromycetes, Glomerales, Glomeraceae.
AUGUAUCAAAAUCCAGGAAUCCAGCCAUCGGAUACUUUUUACCCAUCCUAUGAUGGCUUUUCCACUCUUAAUAAUCUUAAUAAUCACCCAGUACCUUACAUAACUGCACCAAACGCAAAUAGUAAUGACGAACAGUGUUAUUAUCCUACAACCUCUUUUGCAACUGAAUCAACAUCUUAUACUCCACAAUUUAUUGGUCAUAAUUCUAACGACCAGAUUUUAGAACAAAACCCAUCAAAUACCAUUCCAACUAAUUCAUCUAACAUGGCUAACGCUAGCCUUUCUCAAAUACAAACGGUUGAAAUUCUCGGUUAUGAAAUCAUUAUAAUCCCCACAUCUUCUCCGUUGGCAAGUUUUAUCAGUUUAGACGUGCACAAUCAACUUCAACAAGACAAUAUUUAUCAACUGUCGCAGUCGAAUGCUAGCUCUCCUCAAAUACAAACGAUUGAGAUUCCCGGUUAUAAAAUUAUUAUAGCCCCCACAUCCUCUCUAUCGUCCAAUUUAGACAUGCAACAUCAAUUUCAGCAAGAAAAUACUUAUUUAGAUUAUUCUUUUAAUUCAGUUAAUCCACCACAAUUAAUUCAAGAUCAAAACCAUUUUUCUAGUGCAGGUGAAAUUUCUAUUAGGCCAAAUGUUAUUAACUUCGUUCAAGACAAUACACAGCCCCAACAUCAACAACAAAAUAAUUUAGGAUUAAAUGAAUCGCUUAAUGACUUCAACAACUUUUUUGGUUGA